AUGCGAGGACAAUGCUUGCCGCCCGGCGACGCAAGUGUCUUCGCAGCUGUUGACAUCGCUUGGCUUUACUUUUUCACGAAGCUCGCGCUUUCAAGAGAGGCUAUUUUCGAAAGUCACACAGCUAUUUUGUAUGAUAACGUGUACCCCGCGCAGGCGGUGCAGCAAGAUUUCGUUUAUCCACCGCUUGAACCACAAUUUAUUGCGAACGGGGAGUUUUUCCCAACCACACUUUCUCGUUAUUGGCAAUCGCCGGCGGAUAUCACAUUUUUACGGCAUGAUACCAUUGGGAAACCGGGAGGAUCGCUUAUAACACAAGUUUUCGCAUCGGGAGGUCCUGCUUACGACUGGUUCAGGAACGAGUCCACUGUGAACGAUCUUUCGUGGCCGGGUUUUUUACCGAACGUCGCGCAAAUUAUUCCGCCAGAGACCAGGGCUGGACAAUUCGCGUUAAACGGCGAUUUGCAUGUGGUUGACAAAGUUUUAGUGCCGAAUCCAAACGCGUUCUGCCGCGCUGGGGACUUUGAAUUCUAUCAAGGUUUCGCGUUCUCGAGCCUCGUGACGACGCGGAUUGAUAUUUCCGGGCAACCUAUUAACGACAUCGUCCCGAGGGCGCUCGCGUUCUCGUUUUGCGAGAGGCUUCCUUGCACUUAUGAAAUUCCAGGACUGUACGGAAGAGCUGGUUUCAGAUUAUCAGUCGAAGCCACGGUUCAGUAUAAAUCUGUCCUUCCGCUGUGCGAUCCCUGGUGUUCGCCGAGUUCCUUCUGGUGGUGUAUCCCGUGUACGGGCAUUUACGCUCAAAAUGUUUUAACCAUCGGUGGUUGCGCGCCCUUUCAAAACGAGCACCACUGCGGUGGAGCACUUUCGAUAUGGGUGACCGACGCGGGAGAGGUUCGCUUCGGUUUCCAGACGUUCAUCGAGUCGUUCUCGCUUCUUCCGAUCUUCAUCGGAGGUGGGAUGCGCACCGUGGACUUGUCCGUCCCAGCCAAAGGGUUCAAAGUCCACGACGGGCAGGUUUUCAAGGUCCUAGCCUCUUACGACGGGCUGUGCAACUGCACGAAAAUUUACAUAAACGAUAAGCUCCGAGGGAUUGCGGACCCGUUCGACAUCGGACAGUACGUGUUCCAGCCGUUCGCGAACGUGAGCGAUAACCUCUUCGAGAGCGUGACGUUGGGUCACGCCCUGCACUCACGCGGCGGCGUGCCGACGGCGACGACGUACCCGACCGCGGAGGAGGUACUCGCCGCGACGGGUGGUACCAGCGGGACGAACUCGAGCGGCGAGGAGGAUGUUCUUCUGGUCGCGGACGCGAACUUGUACAUUCAAAAGGAUUGGUCGCUGCCGGCGGCUGGGCAAUUCGCAACGUAUCCGUCGGACCCCGUGCUUGUCGGGAGAAACCCGACGCAGCUCUUUCUGCCGUGGAAAGGAAACGUGCUGAGCGCGAGCGUGUGGUUCGAUAACGGGAACAGGCAAGGGAUCGUGUAUCCGUCGACGUGCGUAACGCCCCCGUUUGGGUUGCCGCCACCGUUGAGGAAGUGAGGAAAGCGAAGGGAAGGCUCCGCGU
Molecule: messenger RNA, 1561 nt
Organism: Micromonas pusilla CCMP1545
Lineage: Eukaryota; Viridiplantae; Chlorophyta; Mamiellophyceae; Mamiellales; Mamiellaceae
Exons: 6
Coding region: 1-1536 (511 amino acids)
Source: RefSeq, a predicted model, not a curated record